Molecule: messenger RNA, 4899 nt
Organism: Nanorana parkeri
Lineage: Eukaryota; Metazoa; Chordata; Amphibia; Anura; Dicroglossidae
Gene: CCDC180
Product: coiled-coil domain containing 180
Exons: 37
Coding region: 116-4873 (1585 amino acids)
Source: RefSeq, a predicted model, not a curated record
GAAGCCGAAGAGGACGCAGAGGCGAAAGCAGCACCUGGGAGCCCCUGUGUCGAGCUAGAGAAUGUGUGGCCAGGACUCGGCUGGUGUAGGCUAACAUAUUUCUGAUGUGCUUCUAAUGCCUGGACAAAUGGCUCUUGUUGGAGAAGUGCAUGUGGUGCCUAGUGGUAAGGUCUACAGACAGAUCUUCGAUGCAGAGGUCCAGCUGGUGCGGUCUCUUGGUGAGGCACGGGCUCGGGUGGCGCAGCAUGGAGUUAGCUUGGACAGUGCAAAGAUUCCUCUGGUGCGAGAUGAGACACAUUCAAGUGGAUUGUUGUCCCAUCGCCAGCGUGAGUGGGUGGACAGUAUGCCAUACGAUUCCUACAGUGAAAACCCAGUUGUGUACAGGGAGAAAACAACAUCAACUUUAAGAAAGGUACAUGAAAGUGAAGAUGAGAUCGCAGCAAGAGAAGUCAGAGGUCUUUGCGAUGUUAUUGUAUCUGAGAAGAGGGACAGUAACAUCUUGCAGCGGAUCACCACAAACAGACAAGAACGGCAUGAGAAGGCAGUUUCUACUCUGCAUGAGGAAUUAGCUGGAAUCAGCAAGGAAAUGGAGGUCCUGGUUCUGGAGGCUGGAAUAAAUCUCCAAGGAUAUAUGUCCGAGUCCGAUAGAAAGAUUGACCUGUUGUUCCAGCAGUGUGAAAAAAGGAGAGACAACAGGUCCUUCACAAUGGUGUUUUUAAAUGAAUUUUGGGGUCAUGUGGUUGAGGACACCUCUUACAGGAAAGAGUGGAUCAGACUCACAGAGAACACUUUGUUCGACAUAGAAGAGAAACGUGCAGAUCGGAUUGCUGAUGUGUUGAAGAAAUUCACAACACUUUUGACAGAGAUUUGCUAUCUCAUGCCUUCUGAUGUGCUUAGGUUUAUACAUGAGGAAGCCAUGAUGAUAAAUCAAGCCAUACUUGCCAACCACAGAGCAAUCGCCAAGCUGUCUCUUAAUCUCAAGGAAGCAGAACUGAAAAGAGAGAGGGCACAGUGGCUCCAGUGGCAAGACCUGAUAAAAGCCUGGAAAUCUCAUGAGAAAGAAAGCGUGGUAACUGAAUUCAGGUUGUUUGCAGAAAAGGAGAUGGACCAGAUGCCUGGUAGUGUCAAGAAGGAGAUUGACUUGCUAAUAGAUCAGCAGCAGUUGCUACAUACCAGGAGGCUUCAGCUGCUGUGUUCAGUCAGUGAUUUCAUACCUGAGACCUGUACAAAGGCAGCUGUGAAUGAAUGGCAUAAAUCUCUUGUGGCCUUAAAUAAGGAGAUGGUGUCUGUGAACACACAGUUCUUAGACAGACUGCACAACCUCCAGAGUGAUGCCACCCAACGAUGUACAACAGCAGCAGAAACUUGUCAAGCUCAGCUGAUGAACUUGGAAAUCUGCAGCAAGGAGGAGGCUAAGACUAUCAUGACCAAAGAGCUGUCCCCACUCACUGAACAAUUCCAGAUAAAUUAUGACAAAGAACAAAGGCUCUUCUCUGAUCCAAUGAUGACCGUAUCAAAACAAAUAGACUCACAUACCAAUAAAUUAUUUAAAUAUGCCAAAAAAGCAGUUCAUCUUUGGGAUGUCUUGCAAAUUGGACUAAGCCAACAAGAAAAGGCCCUGCAAAGGAAUUUAGACCACUAUCGGAAGAAGUAUGAAACAGAAAAUCAGAAAAGGGAAGCCAAUCUUGACAUUAUUUUGGACAGCCUGCGGCAGGGGAGCACUGAGGAGCAACUGCGCGCCCUCAUGGGCAAGUCCCUGGCAUGUUUACAGGACAUCAAAGCUGGGUACCUGAAAUGUCAUCAUGAUCAAGUCAUUGUCAUAAAGUCCUAUCCUAAGAUGGUGCUAAGUAAAUUAAUGUCAUACAGCUCAUCUGUAAGCAAAUUCUUUUGUGUCCAAGAAGUUUAUGGAGAGAAUGUUCCUCCGAAAAUUGAAGAAUCAGAUGGUAAAGGCUACAGAACAAUGCCACAGGAACCUGAAGGGUCUGAUGUGGAGGAGAAGCCUAUAGUAAACCCAGGAUAUGCAUCACAGGAUAUUGAUGACAAGACUGGUGUCACCUGGGAUCACCCUAUAGAGGGUACUGGUGUGAACACGCCUCAACCACCUGAAAUAGAAAGCACAGGGGCUGAUGAAGGAAACACAGGGCAAGUAACUGCUCAGGUGUCCACGGAGAAUAAAGAUAAUGAAACACACAGUUCUGGACAUCAUGAUGUUUUGGAAACUCCGGUCAGUGCUCAGAAUGAGCUCUCACCAGCAGGGGAGAAUACAGAAGCCCCUGAGAUAGUUGGGAGCUUUGUAACAUUCAGAGGAAACACAUACACUGUGCUAUCGUCCAGCAAGAAGCAAAAGAACACAUCUGUUGUAAUAGACCAGCCAGUAACAGACAAUGUGUUCUUCACCGAGGCUGUCAUAGAAGAAGAAAGCCCUGCCAAUAUCAAACAGAUGCUGGUGCCGGAAGAGCUAAUUACUGAGCUAAAGAACAAUAUUCGACUUGGUUUCUUUGAGCACCUGGAGUGUUGGUUUACUGAAAUGGUGUCCAAUUCUCAUUGUAUUGUUCUGGCCAAGAAGGAGGAGCUGAAGUCUGAACUGGAUUUGCUCUGUCACCUUCAUGAACCCAGGGGUCUACGCAUAGAGAUGGACAUCCACAAUGUCAGAGCAGCUGAGUUACUCCUACACUCAGAACGUGUGGACCGCCACUGCGAGGGGGUGAAUCAAGCACUUAACGAUUUAAAGGAAGAGAGCGCUUUACUGAUUGAGAAAAUGAAAAGGGAGACUGAAAAUUUCCGCAGCAAGAUUAUGUCCAUGCAAAGCACGUUCCUGAAUGCCAAUAAGUCUGAUAAACUGGUAGCCCUGAUCAAUUCCUUGUCAACCAUUUUGGAUAGCCAUAACAGCGGAGUCCAGACUGCCAUGAGGAAUUACCGCCAGCAUGUGGAGGAGAUGCUGGGAAAACUUUGUGAUACCAACUCCGACUUCAUCAAGUCUUUCAAAUUAUUUUCAGAAGGUGGCAAUUUUUCUCCUGAGGAGAUUGAGACUCUCCGUAAGAGGCUGCAUAAAGCGUCAGCCACUAUCGCUUCAUUUGAGGGCUCCAUCAUGGUGGACCUGGAGGGGCUGGAGUCUUUGUGCUUAGAACAGGCCACAGAAGUUGUUAAAAAGUUUGAAGACAAAUUCCAAAGCCUAACGAUGGACACAAUCUUCCUAGAGAAUAUACAGAAAUCCCUAACUAAUCUGCAGGUGAAGAUCAAAGCACUGGUUGUGACCAGCAAUUGUCAGAGCCAGCAGAUUAACACUUACCUGGAACAACUACGGAUGAAGACAGAUGCCUGUGCCAGCCCCAACAUGGAUAAACAAGUGGUGACUAGCCAAGAGCUAUAUGACUUUGCUAAGCUUAUUAUGGAAGAAGUCUCCAGGAGGAGCCGCUACUUGUCUUGCCUGUUGGAGCCCAGUCCCAUUCUUCCAGAAGUCCCAUUACAAGGCCCAAUUGCAGCAGCAGCUCGUGUAGACGCCCCAUUGAGACAGGAUGGCAAAGUAGUGUUUGGGACCCAUGACAGCCUGCUGAAUCCUAGCAGAAUAGGAAAACUGGCUCUGGAUGAUGCAGCACUGGGUGUGAUCAAGAACAUCAUGAAGGCACAACGAACCAAUGGUGAGUCCCAACAGAAACAUAAUGAUGGGAAUCGACUGUCCAGCUUUGCAGUGUCUCGCCAAGGUCAGCCCUUGGCACCACGUCCGCCAUCACGACCUACCAGCGGGAGCAUAACCAAGAAGAAAUCUGGUACAGGUGAUGGGGAAAAUACCAAGUUUGCUUCCCCAAGUGUUCGCAAGCUGGUGAAACCCACCCGCUUUGACAAGAAGUACCAAGUGUUUGGAGAGAAGAAAGAGGAAUCGAAUCAUUUUAAAGGCAUCCUGAUGUCAAUUCUAUGGGAGAGCAACAAUAACCUGCUGUACUUGGCUGAGGAAUUCUAUAAAAAGAAGGACCGUCGUCCAGUAGGACGCCCAGACUUACUGCAGGAAACAUUUGAGGACUGUGCGGACAUGUUGGUGCUGAAGCUUCAGACUUAUGAGAAGCAGGCCCUGGAGUAUCACAACAAUUGCUUGCUGGAGUUCCGGGAGCAGUUGGAGGAGUUUGAAAAGCUAUUACGUGAUGUACCAGAGCUAGUAAUAGAGAGUCUAAGACGGGAACACUUGCAGGCCAUACAAAUGAACAUAGAUCAAAUACAACAGCUUUUCGGAAAGGAGCUUGGUGAAUGGAACCAAACAAAGGAAGAAAUAAAGAAUCUGCUGCGUCCAAGCUUGGGACACCCUGAUAACUGGCAAACUCUGGUGGAGAUCUGCCAGCGGGAGGAGAAGAGACAGCAGGAGGAGACAGAGGGGAUAGAGUGCACCGCUAAACAGUUACAGGACUGUGUUUUGGAGAGCAUGCAGCGCUUUGUCACUUCCUUGGCAUCACUCACAGAGAGCAUCCUACUGCAGCUGGACGAGGUGCUGACCGUGGAUGAUGUCCUGCCUGCCAAAAUGGAAAUCCCAAAGGAGAAGCUGUUGACACUGAUCAGACGCAAGAAAGCUGGCCUACCCCUUAAAGAUACAGAGUACCAGCCACUGAUAGAGCGUGGCAGCAGGGUCUGGCCAGGAAUUACUCUCAAGAACUCUGCAGACAUAACAGAUGGCACGUCCACUGCAUCUGUAACCACCGCCAAGACCACGCUGAGCCACGUGUCCACAGUAGAAGCCAGGGACUCUGCCUACCUGAAAUCCCUCCAAGACACAAAGUUGGCAUUGACGAGCAUAGUGGAGGAGCAGAAGCAACAACAAUUGGCGGCGCAGCGCUGGAAGCAGUGGUGGAAUCAGUCCAUACUCAAAAUAAAGGAACUGUAUUUAUGAAACCAUACUGACUUAUAUUCUGCAGC